This is a messenger RNA of Galdieria sulphuraria, 1461 nucleotides long. Its product is annotated as [pt] cytochrome c biogenesis protein. The transcript has a single exon. Lineage: Eukaryota; Rhodophyta; Bangiophyceae; Galdieriales; Galdieriaceae. Bases 5 to 1309 code for a protein of 434 amino acids. The record is from RefSeq and is a predicted model, not a curated record.
AACUAUGUUUAAUAGAAAAAAAAAUUAUAUUAUUUGGUCAAUAUUAAAAUUUAGUAGUAAUUUAAAUUUUGCUGUUAUAUUAUUAUUUACAAUAGCAUUUACAAGUUUUUUAGGAACAAUUAUAGAACAAAAUCAGUCAAUAGAAUAUUAUAAAAUAAAUUAUCCAGAAUAUUAUAUUCCUUUAUUUUCUUGGAAGACAAUUCUAGUUUUAGGUUUGCACAAAAUCUAUACUAGUUGGUGGUAUAUUUUAUUAUUAAUUUCAUUGGGGAUUAGCCUUUUAAGUUGUACAUUUUUAAAUCAAUUGCCAUUAUUAAAUUUGGCUAAGAUAAUUAAGUUUUAUUCUAAUCUUAAUACAUUAAAGAAUUUUCCUUUAAUUAUCGAGAUUAAAAAUAAUAUCUUAUCAAAAUAUAUAUAUCAUUUUUUACAAAAACGGUAUGUUAUUCUUCAACAUAAAAAUCAAUUAUAUUUUUAUAAUGGAUUGUUUAGUAAAAUAGCUCCGAUUUUUGUACACAUUAGUAUCAUAUUAAUUUUAAUCGGAGCUAUUUUAGGUUUUUUAAUGGGUUUUACAGUUCAAGAAAUGAUUGUGGAAACAGAGAAUUUUCAUCUUCAAAAUAUCAUAAAUGCCGGGCCUUUAAGUAAAAUUCCGCAAAAUUUUUUCCUAAAGAUUAAUAAAUUUUGGAUAGACUAUAAUAAUGAUGGCAGUAUAUCACAAUUUUUUUCAGAUAUAUUGCUGUAUGAUAAUUUAGGGAAUAAAUUAUAUGAUAAAAGAAUAUCUGUAAAUAAUCCACUAAGAUAUAAAAAUAUUACCUUCUAUCAAACUGAUUGGAAUUUACAAGCAAUUAGAUUAGAUAUCAAUAAUAUGCAUUUAGAAUUACCUUUGAUUGAAGUAGUAAGAAAGAAUAAUAAAAUUUGGAUUAGUCAAAUUCAAUUAGAUCAUAAAAACUUUUAUAUAGUAGUUGAAAAAUUGAAUGAUAUUAUUUAUCUUUAUGAUGAAAAUAAGUAUUUAAUAAAUACAUUAAAAAUUAAUGAAGAUAAAAGAAUUAGUUUAGAUGAUAUUAACGACAAUGUUAGUUUAAAAGUAAAAAAAAUUAUUCCUAGUACGGGUAUACAGAUUAAAUCCGAUCCUGGUUUAGCUAUAGUAUAUUUAGGUUUUUUUCUAUUAAUGAUUAGUACGGUUGUUAGCUAUUUUUCAUUUAACCAAAUUUGGUUAUUAAUAAAUGAUAAAAACAGUAUUUACUUAACAGGACAAACCAAUAGAGCUAAAAUUAGUUUUAAACAAUAUUUAUUAAAAAUCACAAAAAAAAUGUAGAAAAUUCUUCAAUAAUUUUUUUACCACUAACAGUUAAAAUACUUUCAGGAUGAAAUUGAAUACCAUAAACAUUCUUAUAUAUAGAAUGAUUUAUUCCCAUAAUAAUAUGGUCAUCGCUCCAAGCAUUUACACAUAAAGAAUUAGGUAAAUUU